Molecule: messenger RNA, 2619 nt
Organism: Cyphellophora attinorum
Lineage: Eukaryota; Fungi; Ascomycota; Eurotiomycetes; Chaetothyriales; Cyphellophoraceae
Product: Pumilio-like protein
Exons: 5
Coding region: 1-2619 (872 amino acids)
Biological process (GO): nuclear-transcribed mRNA catabolic process, deadenylation-dependent decay
Cellular component (GO): cytoplasm
Molecular function (GO): mRNA 3'-UTR binding
Source: RefSeq, a predicted model, not a curated record
AUGCUCCAGACCAUAUCCACGACUAUGCCAAAUGCCUUCGAGCGCCCGCUAGGUUCCACGAGAUAUGAUAAAUUUGAAAACGGCAAGAGCGCAUGGGAUGCGAACAGAUCCAUUUGGCAGGACGACGGGGCAGGAGCGGAGACCACAAGACCGGCGGCAACCAGGCAGACUUCCUCUAGCAGAGUCACUAAGGCAUCGACCGGCGCUGCUUUGGCGACUUUAGAGAACCCGCGGAAUACUGCCAACGAUGCUGGAACUAUCUGGGGAGUCGCAUCUAAUACUCGUCAGCCCUCGAAUUCUACCUCCCCGACCAAGCAAAAGGGUAGUGGUUGGCUCUUCGAAAGCAAAGGUCACGAUCUCGAGAGCUCGUCAAGUUUGUUGGCAGGCAGUGCGCCAGAGUUCGAGCCAUUCGGGAAAGAGAACCAGCAGAUCAGGAACAGACCACUUCGCUUGUCUGGCGAUACUCUGUCGUACGAUUCACAAUUCGCUCCUUCUCUACGGUCGACUGGCCCUUCGCAACUUCCUGCACCGGAUCGUACACUCAGAAAUGACGUUGGCUUCAACAGCACGCUGGCAGGUCCCACUGACAGCGUCAAUCAUAUUUCCUCGAACUAUUCCUCCAAGAUUACGUUGCACGGUCUCGGCAUGGAUGCUGCUACAACAGCAUAUCACCUUCCAGGACGUGUCAGCCACGAUGCCACCUCUCCUACGUUGACUCGGUUUGCUCGUCAAGCAAAUGGCUAUCUGGAGAGAACUGUCGGCUCGGCUGACAAAACGUCCAGCAAUACGUCUGGCAAUUUCCGGAACAUAGAGGUCGACAAGAAGUCGUUUCCGUACAGCAAGUUCCAGUCGUCAUCAGCAAACCUAGAUCGCGAGGUAUACGUAGUACAAGAUGACUUCGCACCUGAGACACUGGCAGGAGCCUAUGAAGCCGGCAAUUUCUACGACUCGAGCAUCUAUUAUGAUCAAGAAUCUGGUCCUAAGCCGUCUCAGCACUUGAAUCAACAAUAUACAGGCCUCGACGGGAGAUCUCGGUUAGACUAUUUGGUACAAAGUCACAAUCUUCCAAAUAGCGGAUAUCAUUCGGCGUCUCUAACGCCAACAUCUGGAACAGAAUCGCAGAUCGAGAGCGGUGCGACGAGCCGGACCUCUCAUCAUGACUUGGCAGUGGCCGGGCAGCUCGGAGGUCCCGAUGACUAUGCUGCCUAUGUCAGUAACGGAGUCGUGGUGCCCCUGAGCAUGGUGCGCAGUUAUGGAAUGCAGAUGAGCCCACAUGCUCAAAGCUACCCUUACUAUGGUUUCCCUGGCUACGGUCUCACCCAAGGUCCGCUCCGGCAGCUCCCACCAGUCCGCAGUGCUCUCCUCGAAGAGUUUCGUCUCCAUCGAACGACCAAGCGUUACGAGCUCAGGGACAUCUUUGAUCAUGUCGUAGAGUUUAGUGGAGAUCAACAUGGCUCUCGGUUCAUCCAGACAAAGCUCGAGAACGCCAAUUCGGACGACAAGGAGCAGAUCUUCAAGGAGAUCCAAUCGAACUCACUUCAACUAAUGACUGACCUCUUCGGGAAUUACGUGAUUCAGAAGCUCUUUGAGCACGGCAAUCAGUCGCAGAAGAGAGCUCUCGCAGACUCGAUGCGCGGACAUGUUGCGGCAUUGUCUGUCCAGAUGUACGGCUGCCGUGUAGUGCAAAAGGCUUUGGAAUAUGUUCUUUCGGAUCAACAAGCGAGCAUUGUAAAGGAACUCGAUGGCCCGCAAAAGCAUAUCAUCAAGGUCAUCAAGGAUCAGAAUGGCAAUCACGUUGUCCAGAAGGCCAUUGAGCGAGUUCCUGCCGAGCACAUCCAAUUCAUCGUUGAAGCUCACCGCGACGAUGUCGUCAAGCUCGCGACUCACACGUAUGGCUGCCGGGUCAUACAGCGAAUACUCGAAUACUGCACGCCCGCGGCCAAGCGGAUCAUUCUCGAUGAAGUCCUGGUUUGCCUUCCACCGUUGAUCACCGACGCGUUUGGUAAUUAUGUUGUUCAACAUGUCAUUCAGAAAGGCGAGCCUCCGAUCGACGUCGGCAACGUCGUGGAGAUGUGUUUGGAUCACGCGGACGAAGAUCAGCGUAGCAGGAUGGUGUCGAAGCUGAUCGGCGUCAACGCCGAAACUGGACAGACAGCCGUGCUAAGUCUGUUGCGGGAUCAAUACGGAAACUAUGUCAUACAGAAAAUCUACGGGCUUCUGACGGGCGUCCAGAAGGCUCAGCUUGAAGAUGAGAUGCAUGGGUGUUUCAUGCAGCUGAAGCGCACCAGCUAUGGCAAACAGGUCGUAGCAAUCGAAAAGCUCCUAUACGGUGGACACCCGCCUUUAGCGCUCCCAGGACCUCCUCCAUCAGGCCCCCAGCAGCAACAACAACACCCACAGAUGCAACUCCAGCGGCCGCCAACUGGCCCCCAUGCGACAGUCAAAGCUAUCGGUCGUGAUGUGGCACGACCAAUCCAUCAGAUGCAAUUCGGAAACCAGCCCCCCUUCCACUAUCGACCUUCCGAUCAUCGGCAAAUGGGUGUCCAGGACCACCGGUCUCAGCAGCAGCAUUACUAUGCUCCACAUCGACAGCAUGCCACUGGCGUUUCGAGACGGUAG